AUGGCGACCGCCUCCUCUUCGGGUAGCAGCAGCCGCGAAAGUACUCAAGCCAACUCCAAAUGGCUGGAUGCCCACUAUGACCCAGUGGCCAACCUGUACACCUUUUCCUCCUGUGUCACUGACACAGGGUCUUCUAUUCCAGCUCUGGUUGACCUGUAUGGUGAUGGGGACUAUAAGCUUGUGGUGGGUGACCUAGGCACUGCCUGGCAUGACAUGAAGCUGAAGGUGUACCGGGGCACGGAUCUGCUGAGCGAGAACGCCCUGCCGGACCUGCCCAGUAGUGUAGCUGCUUUCCUGAUGGAGCAGCAUGAACCACGCACGCCUGCUGUGGCCGUGGCCUCUGGGCCCUUCGUCUAUGUGUACAAGAAUCUCCGUCCCUAUUUCAAGUUUACACUGCCCCCCAUGGAAGUCAACCACUUGGAGAAGGAUGUCUGGGAGCAGGCUAAGGAGGACAAGAUCGACCCUCUGACACUGAAAGAGAUGCUGGAGAUGAUCCGAGAAAAAGCGGACAUUCCCUUGUCUGUUCGGUCCAUGAGGUUCCUGGCCCUCGACUCCACUGAGAUGACCUCAUUUGUGAACCAGUACAAGAUGCAGCCAAUCAAGCGCCAGACAGUGAUCACUUGCAUGUCUACUAUGAAGAAGAACAUGGCCGAUGAGGAUGCCAUCAGCUGCCUGGUGAUUGGGACAGAGAGCAAUGAAAUCCUAGUCUUGGACCCUGAGGCUUUCACUGUCCUGGCAAGGAUGGCUCUGCCAAGCGUGCCAGCUUUCUUGGAUAUCAUGGGCCAGUUUGACGUGGAAUACCGCCUGACAGUGGCUUGCCGUAAUGGAUGCGUUUACAUCUUCCGCAGAGACUCCAAGAGGCCCAAGUACUGCAUUGAACUGAGCUCUCUGCCUGUGGGGUUGGUACGGGUCCAAAAGAACAUUGUGGCUGCCUGUUCGGACCAGACGCUGCAAGGAUACACACAGAAGGGAAAGAAACUCUGGAUGAUCUCACUGCCGGCCACACCGAUGACUGUGAGUCUGAUGGACCAGAAAACCCGGGGUUUCCAGGCUGCACUGGUGGCUUUGGCCAACAUGGAGGUGCACAUUUACCAGGACAAGAGCCUCGUGAGCAUCAUCCGGACGCAGGAUGUGGUCAUCGGUAUCUGCUUUGGGCGCUAUGGCCGGGAGGAUAACACCCUUGUCAUGACAACCAAAGGUGGGGGUUUGAUCAUCAAGAUCUUAAAGCGGACUGCCGUGUUUGAUGGGGGCGAUGCACCUGUAGGGCCCCCCGUUGCCCAGAGCAUCAAGCUGAAUGUGCCCAAGAAGACAAAACUGUAUGUGGACCAGACACUGAGGGAGCGGGAAUGCAGUGUGGCCAUGUAUCAGGUGUUUCAGAUGGAGCUGAACCGCAUCCGCCUGCUGGCAGCACGCACCUAUGCCCGGGCCCUGGAGUCCAGCCUGACCCCCAUCACGGAGACGCUGCAGGAGCCACUCAAGAUGAAUGCCGUGGUCCAGGGCAUUGGCCCCACCUUCAAGCUGACCCUUCACCUCCAGACGACUUCGGCCACCCACCCGGCCAUCAACCUUCUCAUCAGCUUCCUGUACGACGAAGGCCUCUACUCCAUGGCACGUCCCUUCUUCAAGGCUCCUAUGUUGGUCCCUGGGCUCAAUUACCCCCUGGAAACCUUUGUGGAGUGCCUAAGUGACAAAGGGAUCUCUGAUAUUAUUAAGGUGUUUGUGCUGCAGGAGGGAGAGAGCGCCCCGUUGCUGAUGGCGCACAUCAAUAUGCCCGUCAGUGAAGGACUGGCAGCUGCGUGAACAGCCAGGGGGAUGGUGAAAGGGAGAACAGUAGCC
Euleptes europaea (tarantolino) is the source of this 1836-nucleotide messenger RNA. RefSeq names its product Bardet-Biedl syndrome 1 (gene BBS1). Gene Ontology annotation, cellular component: axoneme; BBSome; centrosome. The transcript has 17 exons. The record is from RefSeq and is a predicted model, not a curated record. Gene Ontology annotation, biological process: non-motile cilium assembly; protein localization to cilium. Gene Ontology annotation, molecular function: smoothened binding; patched binding. Lineage: Eukaryota; Metazoa; Chordata; Lepidosauria; Squamata; Sphaerodactylidae. Bases 1 to 1800 code for a protein of 599 amino acids.